Messenger RNA from Andrographis paniculata, 924 nucleotides. RefSeq names its product 60S ribosomal protein L10a-1. Lineage: Eukaryota; Viridiplantae; Streptophyta; Magnoliopsida; Lamiales; Acanthaceae. Gene Ontology annotation, molecular function: structural constituent of ribosome; RNA binding. The record is from RefSeq and is a predicted model, not a curated record. The coding region runs from base 120 to 770 and encodes 216 amino acids. The transcript has 6 exons. Gene Ontology annotation, biological process: translation. Gene Ontology annotation, cellular component: large ribosomal subunit.
AGUGAGUGUAUAUCUCUAUGUUAUAGUUCAUCAAGUGCCUCCCGUCGUCUCAUUCUCUGCAAACCCUAAUCCGGGGAUUUCUCUUCAGGAGCGUGCUGGGAGAGAGAGGAUCUUGAACCAUGAGUAAGCUUCAGAGUGAUGCCUUGAGAGAAGCAAUCUCUGUGAUUGUUUCGGACUCAAAGGAGAAGAAACGCAAUUUCACGGAGACAGUUGAGCUCCAGAUUGGGCUCAAGAACUAUGAUCCCCAGAAGGACAAACGUUUCAGUGGCUCAGUCAAAUUGCCCCACAUUCCUAGGCCGAAAAUGAAGAUAUGCAUGCUUGGUGAUGCCCAACAUGUUGAAGAGGCUGAAAAGAUUGGGCUCGAGUCCAUGGAUGUGGAGGCUCUAAAGAAGCUGAACAAAAACAAGAAGUUGGUGAAGAAGCUUGCGAAGAAGUAUCAUGCUUUCUUAGCAUCAGAAGCUGUUAUCAAGCAGAUUCCCCGUCUCCUCGGACCUGGUCUGAACAAGGCAGGCAAGUUCCCAACACUUGUGACCCACCAGGAAUCUCUCGAAUCCAAGGUGAAUGAGACCAAGGCUACCGUGAAGUUCCAAUUGAAAAAGGUUCUUUGCAUGGGUGUUGCUGUGGGAAACCUUUCGAUGGAGGAGAAACAGAUUUUCCAGAACGUUCAAAUGAGUGUCAACUUCUUAGUUUCACUUUUGAAGAAGAAUUGGCAGAAUGUGAGGUGCUUGUACUUGAAGAGCACAAUGGGACGACCCCAGCGCAUUUUCUAAAGGGUUUAUUCUCUUUUUCGAUUUGAAGUGAAAACAAUGUGAUGCCUGUUUUUAGGUUUUGUAUGUUUGGAUUGGAUCAUCGACUUCAUUAUUUAUUCCCGUGUUUCAGAUGCUUUGAUUUGCUCUUUGAAUGCAUGCCGAAUUUUGCUGUUUA